AUGUUAAUAAAGCUUAUCAAGGAGUUGAAGGCACCAAGUUCUUCAUCAAAUGAAAACACUCCACAAUCUGCCACGAUCCUGGGUAAUUUUGCUGAACUAUACAAUGCAAUUAUUAAUGCCAAAGGAUGUAUUGGGAACGUAAAUCAAGAAAUUAUUAAAUGCUACUUUACUUUUGGAAAAAAACUUGAAGAAAGGUUAACCGAGUAUAAGGGAACUAAUAAAGAGC
Messenger RNA from Entrophospora candida, 226 nucleotides. The record is from the annotation of a GenBank genome assembly. Lineage: Eukaryota; Fungi; Glomeromycota; Glomeromycetes; Entrophosporales; Entrophosporaceae.